Molecule: messenger RNA, 1449 nt
Organism: Peromyscus leucopus (white-footed mouse)
Lineage: Eukaryota; Metazoa; Chordata; Mammalia; Rodentia; Cricetidae
Product: thioredoxin domain-containing protein 3
Exons: 10
Coding region: 10-1323 (437 amino acids)
Source: RefSeq, a predicted model, not a curated record
UCUUACAAUAUGGCUAUUAUCAAACCUGAUGCUGUACUCAGGAGAAAACAUAUAGAAAUUAAGGAAAAAAUUGUCAAAGAAGGAUUUAUCAUAGAAGCAAAGGACAACAUGCUUCUCCCUGAACUGCUAGUGAGGGAGUUCUAUAGUCGGAAUGCAGACCAGCCCGACUUUGAAGACUUCGUAUCUUUUGUGACAAGCGGCCUAAGCUGUGUGCUCAUUACAUCUCAAGGAGAAGAAGAAGAGGUUAUCCAGGAAGAAACUCUACCUCAGUCUGAUGCAGAAGAUGAAGAAUCACUUGAGUAUCCGGAAGAGACUCAUGUUAAGUUUGCACCUAUGGUGUCAAAGAAGAAACGGGACAGUUUGCAAGGCUACUUGGAAAGACAACACAUAUCUGAGUUUUGCGAUGUUGAGGAUGAUGCGUCUAAGGUUUCUCAGAUGAUUGACAUCUUAUUCCCUGAUUUCAAAACCAUGAAAAGCAAGAAUAUACAAAGGACCCUGGCAUUACUGCGGCCAGACGUCUAUGAGGAAAAUAAAGAUAACGUUUUGAACAUUAUUCAGAAAGAAGGGUUCACCAUACUGUUGCAGAGACAAAUGUCAUUGUCAGAGGAAGAAGCCAGAACAGUGUGCAAGAACUAUGAGAACGAAGAAUAUUUUAACAAACUUAUAGCAUUCAUGUGCAGCAAUCCAUCUUACGUCCUUGUUCUAUUGAGGGAAAACAGUGUGGAAUAUUGGAAACAGUUAAUGGGACCAAAAACUGUUGAGGAAGCUUAUGCAUUAGAUCCAGAGAGCCUCUGUGUACAGUUUGCCACAGGAAAUUUUCCUAUCAACCAGUUCUAUGGAAGCAGUUCAAAGGUGGCAGCAGAGAAGGAAAUAGAGGAGUUCUUCCCUCCUCAGGCCACGCUGGCAUUGAUCAAGCCUCACGUGACUCAGGAACAACGAUUGGAGAUCCUGAAGAUCAUUAAAGAUGCAGGAUUUGAGUUGACCUUGCUGAAGGAAAUACACUUGACUCCAGAGCAUGCAAACAAAGUUUAUUUCAAAAUAACAGGAAAAGACUUUUAUAAAAAUGUCUUAGAAGUCUUAUCUUUGGGCAUGUCUGUACUCAUGGUUCUGACCAAGUGGAAUGCUGUUGCAGAAUGGAGACGAAUGAUGGGUCCAGUAGACCCAGAAGAAGCAAAACUACUCUCCCCAGAUUCCCUCCGAGCCAGAUAUGGAGUAGACAUUUUGAGAAACGCUGUUCAUGGGGCGUCUAAUUUAUCUGAAGCAGAAACCACCAUCAAUAAUGUGUUCACAGAGGGAAAUGAGGAGGACAUAGAAGAACACUAGAAAAACCAUAAAGCACAGCCUUCUAUGAAAAGCAGUAACCAACAUUCCUCCAAGAAAAAGACAUGUCAAAAUGAAAACUUGCAUGGUUAUACACGGUAACAAUAAAAGUCAUAACACCCCUCAAAA